This is a messenger RNA of Spirometra erinaceieuropaei, 1813 nucleotides long. The record is from the annotation of a GenBank genome assembly. Lineage: Eukaryota; Metazoa; Platyhelminthes; Cestoda; Diphyllobothriidea; Diphyllobothriidae.
AUGAAGCUACUAGCAGAACGUUUGAUGAGCGAUGGACGAGACCUGUUGAUUGAGCCCCAUGUCCCUGAGGGCAAUUCAUUCUGCAAACCAGACAUCGUCAUGAGCACCGAGAAUUCAAUAACGGUGAUUGACGUGGCCGUAGCGGGAGAGGACAUAAUGGACCGAGUCUACGCUGGUAAAGACCGACGCUACUCAGCGGAGGAAGUCGAGGUGAACCUUCGGAGGAUCCUGACGAAACCAGCCAAUACUCCCGUGUCUCACAUACCAGCAGUCUUCUCAGCACGCGGAACUAUUUCUUCCCGUAGCGAAAGUCUUCUACGAUCCCUUGGAUUAUCUACGUUCGACCUGUCAGACUUAUGCUUGGCAGUGAUUCGAGGAUCUCUGAAGGCUUACGAUGUCUAUGCCCGUGGAGCUGGCGGUGUUGCGGAUAACCGACGCGAAGGAACCCGGGAACCAUAUGAAGCUGGUGUCGGUGACGAAAACUAGUGGAUAAACUGGCCCUGGAGAACACCAGAAUGACGUCCAAACAAUACUUAUCCUGCCCCAGGGAUGCCUAACAGACUGCUCUUCCAAAACCUUGUAGCAACAUGCUGGCUCUUUCUGGGGCAAGAUCUGCCCAUCGUGUAAUUUCAUUUUCAGCAUAAUAAAUAAUUACUAGCCAAAUGCCUCGUCAUCUAAUUAGUGACGCGCAUGAAUGGAUUAACGAGAUUCUUACUGUCCCUAUCUACUAUCUAGCGAAGCCACGCCACGGCCGCUAGCAAGAGCGCCACCUCUUAUAACCACUCUUCUAUCCUCCUCCUAUUCUCGCACCUCCACCUAUAUCCUUGACGCUGAGGUUCGAUGCCAACGCGAUGUCCGCCAAGGCAACCCUCUCUCCCCUCUCCUCUUCAACUGCGCUCUCUCUGAAGCCCUCUCCUACUCCGACCGGCAGUUGGGCUUUGAUCUGGCUGGGGCGACGGUGGAUUCGAUUGCCUAUGCAGACGACCUCGUCCUAUUCGCUGAAUCACCUCACAGUUUGCAGCAGAGGCUGGAUGGUCUGGCCAAUGGCCUCUCCCUUGCUGGUAUGGUCCUCAACUCGGCCAAGUGCGUGUCGUUCUACGUUCAAGCGCUUGGAAAGGAGAAGAGUGCAUGCCUCUGCCCGUGCGAAGUAUCAAUCAGGAGGAGUGUCUUGCGCUCGUUAGGGCCAAGCAACACUUUCAAGUAUUUGAGGGUGCCCUUCUCAUACCGCGGGAGGGUGACGGUAGGUCAUCGUUCGGUCUUGUCUGACAUGCUGGAUGAAAUAACGAGAGCACCGCUGAAGCCGCAGCAGCGUAUUGCACUUCUGAAGCGCCACUGCGUGCCAAAACUCCUACACGAACUAGUUCUUGGGACGGCCCACCGGAACACCUUGAAGAGACUCGAUACCCAAGUAAGACAGAGCGUCCGCCGGUGGCUGAAGCUUCCUGCAGACACGCCGGUUUCCUUCCUCCAUGUGCCUGUUGCUGAUGGGGGUCUUGGUGUUCCCUGCUUGACAGUUCUUGUCCUCUUCGCUAAACGCCGUCGCCUGGACUCCGUUCUCAGUUCAACUGAGCCUGUUGUGCGAGCAGCUGCCACAGUGCCAUCUGCACUUCCCGGCCUGAGGUUAUCAGCUCAACCAGUGCGAAUGGGCCAUUCGGUCCUGGCCAGCAAGGAAGACGCGCGGAACUAUUGGAGAACUGUAUUGUACAACUCUGCAGAUGGCCGUCCGCUUGCCCAAUUUGCUAAGUCAGCCUGCGCCAGUCACGGGCUCUCCUCUCCUGUUCGCGUAUUCCCGUGGCUUUAUCUUCGAGGCUGA